CUUGGGGGGGUCCUGCUGAGUCCUAUAGUAUAAGAGCACCCUCUGGUCCCCCCUUACAGACAAGUACAAAUUAUCAGGCUCAGCGGCACAAGCAGCCCCCCAGUCUGUCCCUGCCUGCGCUCCCAGACUUUGCCUCUGUAGGAUUGAACAGGCGGCCGCUAAUUCAUUAUGGAAUUUCUCACUGAGAAGUUUGCUCUAAAGAACCAGCCAAGCAAAGCCAGCGAUUUCUACAUGGGGGCAGCGGGCACACUGGAGCAUGUUAUGGACUCCAUGGACACUGAUUCGUUUUACAAUAAGAGCCCAGCAGGCAAGUGUGUGCAGGCCUUCAGUGCCAUCCAGAGGGCUGAGCACCAUGUCAGAAUGGAGCGGGCAUCCCCCUGCCAGGACACAAACGCGAGCUACGGCCUGGCCAAGGUGGAAGGGCAGGCGGUACACACCGAGCUAGGGAGGCCCAUGGAAACCUGCUGCAGCCUGGCGGUCUCCCCGGGGAAGGCAAUGGCGGACAAAGUGGAUCUGGACGAGCUGGGGGAUAAAUGUGACAGCAACGUGUCCAGCAGCAAGAAGAGGAGGCACCGCACCACAUUCACCAGCCUGCAGCUGGAGGAGCUAGAGAAGGUGUUCCAGAAGACCCAUUACCCCGAUGUGUAUGUCAGGGAGCAGCUGGCACUGAGAACCGAGCUCACCGAGGCCAGAGUGCAGGUCUGGUUCCAAAAUCGCAGAGCCAAGUGGAGAAAGAGAGAACGUUAUGGGCAGAUACAGCAAGCUAAGAGUCAUUUCGCUGCUACGUACGAUAUAUCUGUGUUACCAAGGGCAGACAGUUAUCCACAGAUUCAGAACAACUUGUGGGCAGGAAAUCCAAGUGGAGGAUCAGUUGUGACCUCUUGCAUGUUACCCCGAGAACCCUCUGCUUGUAUGACACCAUACUCCCACUCUACCAGGACCGACUCUCCAUACACGAGUUUUACAAAUCAUCAGAACCAAUUUAGCCACGUGCCCCUAAAUAACUUCUUCACUGAAUCCUUAUUAUCAGGCUCUGCAAACGGACAUUCUUUUGAAGCGAAACCAGAGUUUGAAAGGAGAUCAUCCAGUAUUGCAGUAUUGCGAAUGAAAGCCAAAGAGCACACAGCAAACAUAUCAUGGGCUAUGUAAAUUAAACUGUAUUUUUUAUUUUGUUAUAAAAGCUUCUAAUACACUUUAUUUUUUUGUAUUUAAACAUUUUUAUAAACCUGUGUCUGAAAUGUUUUGUUUAUUAAAAGUU
This is a messenger RNA of Xenopus tropicalis (tropical clawed frog), 1258 nucleotides long. It is a transcript of the gene alx1, whose product is annotated as ALX homeobox 1. The record is from RefSeq and is a predicted model, not a curated record. Gene Ontology annotation, biological process: regulation of transcription by RNA polymerase II; regulation of DNA-templated transcription. Gene Ontology annotation, cellular component: nucleus. Gene Ontology annotation, molecular function: DNA binding; DNA-binding transcription factor activity, RNA polymerase II-specific. Bases 169 to 1149 code for a protein of 326 amino acids. NCBI's taxonomy places the organism in Eukaryota, Metazoa, Chordata, Amphibia, Anura, Pipidae. The transcript is spliced from 4 exons.